GGACGUGACGUCACUGCUCGGCGAAUUCGUGUUCCUUUCAUCGCCGUGUCUUCCUGCCGUCAGCAGCCGCUGGCCCCGCCGCUCCCCGUCAUGUCCCGGUGCUGCGAGUACGUCACCUCCGAGCAGCUCAGCGGCUUCGACCGCUACAAGUACAGCGCGGUGGACACCAACCCCCUGUCCCUCUACGUCAUGCACCCCUUCUGGAACUCCAUAGUAAAGUUUUUCCCCAGAUGGUUGGCGCCAAAUCUCAUCACGUUCAGCGGUUUCCUGCUGCUCGUCUUCAACUUCUUCAUGAUGGCGUAUUUUGACCCGGACUUCUAUGCAUCAGCCGCAGGUCAUGAGCACGUCCCCAGCUGGGUGUGGAUUGUCGCCGGCCUGCUGAACUUCACGGCCUAUACCCUGGAUGGAGUAGACGGCAAGCAGGCUCGCAGGACGAAUUCCAGCACUCCGCUGGGGGAGCUGUUCGACCACGGCCUGGACAGCUGGGCCUGCAUCUACUUUGUGGUGACCGUUUAUUCCAUCUUCGGCCGCGGGGAGGCGGGCGUCAGCGUCCUGGUUCUCUACCUCCUCCUGUGGGUGGUGCUCUUCUCCUUCAUCCUCUCGCACUGGGAGAAGUACAACACUGGAAUCCUGUUCCUGCCCUGGGGCUACGACCUGAGCCAGGUGACCAUCUCCUGUGUGUACCUGGUGACGGCAGUGGUCGGGGUGGAGGCCUGGUACAAGCCCCUGGUGUACAAUGUCUUAUACAGAGACCUCUUCACCACCUUGAUUGUCGGUUGCGCGCUGACUAUAACUCUUCCUAUGAGUCUGUACAAUGUUUACAAGGGUUAUCGGAACAACACUCUGAAACACACGAGCUUGUACGAGUCCAUGCUGCCGCUCUUCUCCCCCGUGCUGCUCUUCAUCCUGUCCACGCUGUGGGUCUUCGCCUCGCCCUCUCAGAUCCUGGAGGCUCACCCUCGGCUCUUCUACUUCAUGGUGGGGACCACCUUUGCUAACGUUACAUGCCAGCUGAUCGUGUGUCAGAUGACUAACACCCGGUGCCAACCUCUCACCUGGCUCCUCAUCCCCCUGGCGCUGGUGGUGCUGCUGGUGGUCUCCGGCUUCGCUCACAAUAUGGAGGCUCUUCUGCUGGUGGUGUUGACGGCUCUUGUAACCAUCGCACAUUUACACUACGGAGUGUCAGUGGUGAAUCAGCUGAGCAGACACUUUAACAUCCUGACGUUCUCGCUGAAGAAGCCCAGCACGGACUGACUAGAGGAGGAGACGGUCGGCCUGCAGUCUGCAGAAGUCCUGUAAACCAUCUCAGCGACUGCUGCCCCUCACCACCCUGGAAAGCCUCGGCUGCUGCCCCUCACCACCCUGGAAAGCCUCGGCUGCUGCCCCUCACCACCCUGGAAAGCCUCGGCUGCUGCCCCUCACCACCCUGGAAAGCCUCGGCUGCUGCCCCUCACCACCCUGGAAAGCCUCGGCUGCUGCCCCUCACCACCCGCUGCGGGGGAAGCGUACAUGACGAUGCUGUACAUAACAGACCGACUGAAUGUGUCGUCCCCCCCCCCCAGCUCUUUACUUUUAACCCUCGUGCUGCUGGGCACAUGAACCGGGCGUCGCGCUCUUUCCCAGAUGCCCUGACGCAUGGCCGCAGUCCGACCUCCGAUAAAGCAGCGCCGACCAGAACCACGCUUUUUAUUGAUUUGCAUAAUGGUAACGUUGGUCAUGUGAUAUUACCUCAUCCAGUAGCUGCGCGGUGCCGGUCGUCCCUCCAGUAUAGCGCUAGGUAAAGACUUCAUCAUUGUGUAAUGGAAAAGCUGUUCAACAUGUGCUUGCUGUCAGGGAACAGAAACGCUUUUUAAAAGUACACCCUGAUGCACUGUAACGCACAUCAGCUGUGCGAGUAGUACUGAUUUAGGACGGUUUUCCAGCGGGUCGGUGUAGGUAUUAGCUGCCGGUCCAAUAGAAGGCAUUGUGCUGCCAGAGCAGUUGUCUGCGUUGAUACACUGUAACAAGCUCAGCAGCUGUGUGGGUCUCAACUGGUUUGUGAAAGUAGAAAAAUAGUUUUUCCUUUCUCUGACAGGAAGCAGAGGACGUUACCUGACAGUGUUCAGGCUUUACAUACACUAGACUAGGGGACCCCUGGAAGACUGUGUUGGCAUCAAUGGGCAUUGCUCUUGUGGGGGAGGGGCGUUCUAUCCUUUUUACUACUGAGUCACCGGGGGUAUCUGGAGGUCACUUCGCUCUCCCAAUACCUCAGAUAAUGGAGCAUCACUGGUGGUAGACAUCUUCCACAUCAAUUUAUUUAGAGAAAAUCUGAUUAAUAGUGCAGGUCAGCAUCAUGUGACUUCUGCCAGGUGGCUCCUCCCCUUCUUGGCUGUCCAUCCAUACUUUUGCUGAGAGCCAGUCUGUCUCAGAUUACUCAGGGCAGAAUUGGCUGCAAACCAAGGGUAGAAACAUAAGGAGACCAGGCAGAAGCUCACCGCCUUAUUAAUCAGAGAUAAUGACUGAGAUGCCCCACCCCUAAUACUUGCUCCUCCCCCUUUUCUUACAGGGUCUGUUUGUCUGGGGGUAACUUUUUUUUUUUUUUUUUUAACCAUUUGCUUUCCCUUUUUUUGGUGGUGGGAAAAGAUUUGCAUGGCGUUUUCUUAACUUUUCCCGUUUCUUGUACAGUUUUUUUUUUUUUUUUUUAAAUAUCUGAAGCCGUCUUCCCCGUGCUUGAAUGAAGAGUGUAUCUAAAGCCAUCUGUUUUCUUUUGGACGGGGUACACUUGGAUGUCCCAAGCACGAGGUUAAGCGGCAUUGCGUGUAAUUUAGUGGUGGUGCUAUGUUUCGUUAUGAUUUCAGCUCUGCAGGUAGCUGUUAUUUGCAGUUGUGCAUAUGGGGGGUGUAUUGGAUUCUGCUUUACACCAUGAGAUACAGUUGCCAUUUUAUUUUAAUUUUUUCUCUCCAGUGUGUGUAUCAUCUGUGUUGAAUCGACUUCAUGUUGAAGCGGUUUAUUUUAUUUUUAAUAAAAUAUUUUUUAUUUUGGAGGGGAGGACACGUCAGUCUACACCUCUAGACCACUGCCGGGGCGGGGGGGAGUUGUGAUACAUAUUUGUAUACCGUUUUACUUGAUCAUUGUGGAUCUUGCAGCUGAAAUCCUUGUCGAUCAGGUGGCAGGGGAAGCUGCAGCUAGCUAGAUUCUUCCGCUGCAGCGGCCACUACAGGAGAGACGUAGUAUUACAUCACCUCUAUUAAGUUGUAUGGUUGUGUCGAGUCCUCCAGAACAUGACGUAACACUCCCCCACCCCCUGAAUGGCUGCUGUGUCCUCCUCCUCCCCAUGUCCUCUAAUACCUAGGACACUGGCUCAGGCUUUCUAUGACUGGAACAGUAAUUGGAAUCCGUUCCCACCUCCGACCCAUAGAUUCCCCCCCCCCCCCCCCCCGAAACUAAAAAUGUUGAGCAAAUGUUGUCAACUGUGAAUUUUAAUUUUUUUUCAGAAAAAUCCUGUAAAUAUAUUUGAGAUCGACAAAUGCAGGAUACGAAAAAAAAAAAUCCUGUGUUACUGCCGAUGUUACGUUUUUUUUUUAUUUGUAUGGCUUUAACUUUUCUGGGAUCUGACCAAACUUAUGUAUUUUUAAUUUUAUUUUUUAUCAAAAAAGUUGCAUUUUUCCCAGAACGCUUUGUUUAAAAAAUAAAAAUAAAAAAAUCUAAGCUUUGCCUUAAAGCAUGAAGAGAAAUGGACUGUAUGCUGUCCGGGAGCGUCCCUGCGGUGGAUGUGCCAUACGUAUCCGCGCUCGUGUGAUUGUCGAUGGAGUCAUUAAUAUACUGAUUCUUUUACAUAAUUUAGUAUUUUUUAUUUAAAUGUUAUUUAUCUGUUAAUUUACAGUCUUUGACCUGUGUAGGACACUAGAGGGGGCUACUGCCUCCCUGACCACAAACCUGGAAAUAAAAUGUAAAGGUUUCCAUUCU
Bufo gargarizans (Asiatic toad) is the source of this 3945-nucleotide messenger RNA. It is a transcript of the gene SELENOI, whose product is annotated as selenoprotein I. The transcript has 10 exons. Gene Ontology annotation, cellular component: endoplasmic reticulum membrane; Golgi apparatus. Gene Ontology annotation, molecular function: ethanolaminephosphotransferase activity. Gene Ontology annotation, biological process: phosphatidylethanolamine biosynthetic process. The record is from RefSeq and is a predicted model, not a curated record. Lineage: Eukaryota; Metazoa; Chordata; Amphibia; Anura; Bufonidae.